UCUACGGGGAGAUCUGUCGUUAUGGUUUUCUUCCCAGGGAGGGCACAAUCUUUUCUUCUCACUCUUCACUGAGCAUAAACCCUAAAAUCCCCUCUCUUCCAAUCCAUCACCAUCCCCCAUAAACCCUUGCUUUCUUCCCCUCUGAAUGCUGCUUUCUGCACAAUUACUCAACUAUUUUUUGCAAAUAUUAUUUAUUGAUUGAUUGAUUGAAUUCUAGUAUUCACUUCGUGUUUGUGCUGCUGUGUGAGAUCAUUAUUCACCAUGGAUAUCGAGCAAAAACAAGCAGAGCUAAUCGAUCACUUCGUCAACCGAGCAUCCGCCAGUAAAGGUUCAGCCCUAGCGUCCAUCAUCGUCGAAGCCACAUCGCAUCCUUCUCUCUUUGCUUUCUCCGAGAUUCUUUCCGUCUCAACCGUAGCUGAGCUUCCAGGAACGGAACAUUCUGUUUUUGUGGACAUGCUUCGUUUGUUUGCACAUGGCACGUGGAGCGAUUACAAGAAUAAUGCUGGACGUCUUCCUCAACUAGCUCCAGAUCAAGUCCUCAAGUUAAAGCAACUUACCGUACUUACACUUGCUGAGACAAACAAGGUAUUGCCAUAUGAUCAACUAAUGCAGGAGUUAGAUGUCACAAAUGUUCGUGAACUUGAAGAUUUUCUUAUCAAUGAGUGCAUGUAUGCGGGCAUAGUUAGGGGAAAGCUGGAUCAGCUGCGAAGAUGUUUUGAGGUCCAAUUUGCUGCUGGGAGGGAUCUGAGGCCUGGUCAACUUGGAAAUAUGAUCCAAACGCUGUCAAGCUGGUUGGCGACGUCAGAUAACCUACUUGUCUCAAUUCAAGAGAAGAUAAAAUGGGCUGAUACCAUGAGCGAGUUGGACAAGAAACACGGGAAGGAUGUUGAAGAAAGGGUGGAAGAAGUAAAGAAAUCAAUGUCCCUCAAGGCCGAUGUUGAUUUCCGAGGGAUCGAGGAGAUCUACUCUGAACCUGGUGGAGUGAUGGACUAUGAAGAAGAUCGUAGCCGACCUAAGAGGAGACGGCAUCCAAUAUCUUGAAAGAUGGAGCUCGGAUCUCAUUGGAAUGGGGGUAUCUAGCUAACCAGCCGGAUUUUUGUUGAUGGCAUUCCAACUACAGAUGAUUCUGCUUUUGGGGACAACGGUACCUCCUUGGUAGUGGAUUUUAUCAGUUAUCAUUGUUGCUUUAGACUGAUACUUAAAGAAACCAUUAGCUUGUCUUGAACCCCAUUGCCAUUCCAAUUGAGUUGGGAACACGACACAGGAGCAUAACUGGUGGUGCGGCCAAAAAUUUUUAUAGAGUUCAAGAUGCUCAAGAUUGUAAUUCAAGUUAUUGUGCCGUUUUGUGUUGAUGCUACAUUUUGGGAUAAAAUUAGCUGCAUAUUUUUUAGUACAUCAUUGCUAUAUUAUUGUUUCUUCUCCUUACUUCUCUCUAGCUUGGUCUAAGCCCAUUUUUG
Rubroshorea leprosula is the source of this 1457-nucleotide messenger RNA. The record is from the annotation of a GenBank genome assembly. NCBI's taxonomy places the organism in Eukaryota, Viridiplantae, Streptophyta, Magnoliopsida, Malvales, Dipterocarpaceae.